Acipenser ruthenus (sterlet) is the source of this 2116-nucleotide messenger RNA. It is a transcript of the gene pms1, whose product is annotated as PMS1 homolog 1, mismatch repair system component. Gene Ontology annotation, biological process: mismatch repair. The record is from RefSeq and is a predicted model, not a curated record. Gene Ontology annotation, cellular component: MutLalpha complex. Gene Ontology annotation, molecular function: ATP-dependent DNA damage sensor activity; mismatched DNA binding; ATP binding. Lineage: Eukaryota; Metazoa; Chordata; Actinopteri; Acipenseriformes; Acipenseridae.
AUGCAGCAGCUGCCUCCGGAAACCGUCCGUUUACACAAGUCCCAAGUGAUCACCUCUAUGCUGAAUGUAGUGAAAGAGUUAGUGGAGAAUUCAUUGGAUGCCGGUGCAUCAAGAAUUGAAGUGAAUCUGGAUGAUUAUGGUUUUGACCGAAUUGAGUUGAUAGACAAUGGCAUUGGAAUUGAAGCAGCUGAUGAAGCAACCCAUGUUAUUGCUGUUAAACACUACACUUCAAAAAUCAGCAGCCAUGAUGACUUGGAAUCCUUAGAGACGUAUGGAUUCCGCGGUGAAUUAUUGUGCACUGUAUCUGAGGUAAUAAUUAUUAUAAAGACUGCCUCUGAUGACGUUAGUACUCAGUACACCUUAGACUUUACUGGAAAUGUAGUCUCUCAAAAGCCUUCUCAUCUGGGUCAAGAGUGCAAUAACAGUGCUUCGGUUAUUGCAAUAAGAAUCCCAAAGAAUGAUUACGAACAAAGGAAAUUUGGAGCUACUUACACUUUUAUAAAAUCACUGGCAAUUGUUUGGCAGAAAGCCAGGGUGUCAGAUCACAAAAUGGCCCUCGUGUCCGUGCUUGGAACUGCCUUGAUGAGCAGCAUGCUACGUUUCCAACACCAUCAGAUGGAUCCAGAAGUUACUCUUAAUGGAUUUCUUCCAAAACCAGGUUCUGACAACACUUUGACAAGCUCAAGCAGCUCUGACAAAACUUUCAUUUUCACGAAUCAAAGACCGGUUCAUCUAAAAGAAGUACUGAAGCUGGUCCGACAGUUCUAUAGCUUGCAGUCCUGCCGACAAUCUUCACAUUCCCGGUGUCCUGUGUUGUUUAUGAACAUUGUUGUUCCUGCUGCUUCAGCUGAUAUUAAAGUAAUGCUUCAGAACAAGGAAAACAUUCUAUCUGCUGUUGAGACCAUCUUAAUUUCAAUGUGUGGUGCACUGCCUGGUUCAGUGCUUACAGAUGUCAGCAAAAGAGAUGUUCCUAUAUGUGUGAAUCAAACCGAUUCACCUGACAGCAGGGUCCUCACAGGUGACAGUGCAUUACUAACGCUAAAUAAGGAAGGAAAACACCAGUGUCCUACUUUCUGAGCCGCCGUAUCGUUCGACAAAACCAUGCCAACCGAGCCACUGGAAAGCACAUCAUCAUCAGAAGGCAACUGCCAAAUCAUCAAGAACGCCUGCGAGUUUGGUGUGACUUUCACACUUGAUGAUGAGAGGAUAUUUAUGGACACCCAGCAGGGCAAUGGGUUAAAAAGUGCAGGUGAAAAUGGCCUGCAGAAGAAACCAGGAGUUGUGAUGGACACAAAGACUGAUGGUACUAAAGACUUCUCUGAAAUGACUGCCGAAAGCUGGAGCAUGGGUCACACAUUGAAAGAUUCCAACACAGGAGAGAAACUAGAACCUGUGAAAGUCUUUGUGCCUCAUGAAAAGACAUUUGCAAACCAGAAUGAAAUCAACCUGCAGAGUUCAGUCAAGUCCAAACAAUAGCCCAUGCAAAAAGCUGUCCACGCAGUGACUGAGAAAAUGGCAAAGGUUACAGCCUACGACUUGAUCAGCAACCAAACUGUGAGGCAGCCGAUGUCGGCCAGUGCAAUAUUCAGGCAAGAAAUGCGACCAAGGAUCCUAGAAGAGAAUCCAAAGGCCAGUCUGCAGGAGAUUACCAGCAGUGUUGAAGAUCUGUGGAAAAAUCUGAGCGAAGAGGAGAAAAAGAAGUGGCUCAACCGCUGAAAGACACUUGGAAGUUGCGGCGAUGUCUGACUGUGUGCCUUACUACAGUACAUCAGAUUUAAUGGAAAAUUUAAAUGCUGUUUUGAAACGUGCAACAGUGCAGACUGCUUAAAGUAAAAAAUUACCUUCAGGUAAGGAAUUGAAGAUAUUUGUUCCAAGCAACACGAGAGUGGCCCAUAGAGCAACCAAACAUGUAGUUUGUUAUCAAAAUGUAAAUCAGAUUAAUUUGUGGUUUUGACAAAGCGCCUGUGUACAGCAAUAUAGUACUGUAUAAACACAGUUUAGAGUAUUACCAUGAACAUUUGAAUUGAUGAAUUUGUCUUUAUUUAGUGAAUUUAAAUGGAUACUGGCACUGUCACACACUGAGUUUUUUGGUCCUGGGGACCUUUAAUAUGCAAUA